Lycium barbarum (goji berry) is the source of this 2040-nucleotide messenger RNA. Its product is annotated as nicotine N-demethylase CYP82E3-like. The coding region runs from base 32 to 1648 and encodes 538 amino acids. Gene Ontology annotation, molecular function: heme binding; monooxygenase activity; iron ion binding. The transcript has 2 exons. The record is from RefSeq and is a predicted model, not a curated record. NCBI's taxonomy places the organism in Eukaryota, Viridiplantae, Streptophyta, Magnoliopsida, Solanales, Solanaceae. Gene Ontology annotation, biological process: defense response to other organism.
UAGAUUAUUCUCAAAAAAUAACUUCAAGAAAAUGGAAGAUCAUAUUUUUAAUGCAAUUUUACUAGUCAUAUCUUUAACUUUUUUCUCCAUUUUCAUAUGGAAAACAAAACUAUGCAAACUUUCAAAAUCUCAAUACCCUUUCCCGCCAGAAAUACCCGGUGGCUGGCCGGUGAUCGGUCAUCUCCUCCAAUUUUCCGGUAAAGGCAACAUGACUUUAUCGAAAAAACUAGGAUUUUUAGCCGAUAAAUAUGGUCCGGUUUUCAGUUUCCGGCUAGGUUUACCUCGUAUAGUGGUCGUUAGUAGUUAUGAUGCUGUUAGAGAUUGUUUGAAUACUAAUGAUAAAGUACUUUCCGACCGGCCGCCGAGUUUGGCUGGUGAAUAUAUUGGUUAUAAUAAUGCUAUGCUUUUUUUAGCUACUUAUGGUAAUUAUUGGAGAAAAGUUCGAAAAAUUGUUAUAAGGGAAGUUUUAUCAAAUAGUAGGUUAGAAAAAAUGAAAAAUGUUAGAGUUUCUGAAGUUCAAAUGAGUAUUAAAGAGCUUUACUCUUUAUUUUCAGUCACCAGAGAUAAUUUGCAUUCGGUGACGACCGGAGAUAGUUUUCCGGUAAAAGUUAAUCUUACUAAGUGGUUAGAAAAGUUAACUUUGAGCUUGAUAUUCAAACUGGUAGCUGGAAAAAACUAUCGAAGCCUUGAAAAAGGGGGGAAUGAAGAAGAAGAAAUUGAAAGAUUUAAGAAAGCUUUAAAGGAUUUUGUGUAUAUUGCAAUGGAGCUUGACUUAUGGGAUGCAUUUCCUAUUCCUUUAUUCAAAUGGAUUGAUCUUCAAGGGCAUGUUAAGUUUAUGAAAAGGGCUUUUAAAGAUAUUGAUUGUGUUUUACAAAAAUGGUUGGAUGAACAUGUGAAGAAGAGAGAAGAAGCUGAUGAUGUUGUUGCUGGAAAUGAAAAAGAUUUUAUUGAUGUGCUUAUCAGCAAUGAAGAUUUUGCAGAUAGUUAUACUAGAGAAACCACCAUUAAAGCUACAGCUCUGAGUAUGGUGUUGGAUGCUUCAGACACGACUUCAGUUCACUCAAAUUGGGUAAUGGCUACAUUGUUAAACCAUAGGGAUGUCAUGAAGAAAGUCCAAGAAGAGCUAGACAGAGAAGUUGGCAGAAACAGAUGGGUAGAAGAGAGUGAUAUCAAGAAUUUGGUAUACUUCCAGGCUGUCGUUAAAGAAACAUUGCGAUUAUAUCCACCAGUACCUGUGCUAGUACCCCGCGAAUGCUUAGAGGACUGCGUUGUUCAAGGAUACCACAUACCGAAAGGUACAAGACUGUGGGUCAAUAGUAUGAAACUAAUGCGAGAUCCUAAGAUUUGGUCAAAUCCUGAUACAUUUGAUCCGGAGAGAUUCUUGACUAGUCAAGCAGGUGUUGAUGUUCGCGGUCAACAUUAUGAGUUCAUCCCCUUUGGUUCUGGAAGACGAUCUUGUCCAGGGAUCACUUAUGCGACUCAAGUGACACACCUUGCAAUAGCUCAUUUACUCCAAGGUUUUGAUUUUAGUACACCAUCGAACGAGCCUUUGGAUAUGAAAGAAGGGUUAGGCAUGACCAUGCGCAAAGUAAAUCCUAUAGAAGUGUUUAUUACACCUCGCUUGCCUUCUGUGCUCUAUAAGUUCUAAGAUGUCAAUUGUUGUCUUAUACAUGUGUCAUAUAUUUGUUGUAAUAUUAUAAUAAAUAAAUAAAAAGGAGAGAAAAGACAUGUCUAUUGAAAAACUAUCUGAAGAAUUCUGUCUCUUCAGAUAAGAUAAAAGAAGUUCCAAAGUUAGGAACUUCUUACUUCUCCUAAGCGUGCUUCUGUAGAAACAGAAAAAAAAAAUCUCUUUCUCCGUAAAACUCUCUUUUUCUUUGUAGCGAAGAACUUCUGUGGAAGGUUCCUGCAUUGUUCAUGGAGCAAUCUACUUUGUAAUUCAGGUACGACUUAGACUGUGAAUAUUUAUAGUGUAGUUCGUGUUCUUAACAUGUGAUUACACUAUCGACUACUGAAACAAAUAAUUAGAGAUUCUUGAGAGAA